AGGUAGGUAGGCAGGUUGUUUCUCUUCUCUAUGCUCUUCUAUCUCACUCAUUCAUCCAUUCAAUCAUUCACCUCCUCUCUCUGCACCAUUGUUAUGUAAUGUGAUUGUUUCAAUUGCAGGCUGAGGGCGUGAAUCGUGAUCCUUUGGAAGGAAGCACACUACACAGGGCAAGCAUGCCAACAUCGUGGGCUGAUUUGGCUGCAAAUUCCGCCUCUGAAAAUGCGGGAACAUCCAACUCCACAGCUCUGACGCGGCCUGUUUAUGUGCCUCCGCAUCUGAGAAACCGUGUAGCAUCAGCAUCAGCAUCAACGGAAUCCCCCCUGCUCCGCCCAAUGUGAGUUCUAAUAAUAAUGUCGGAUCACGGUGGGGUGCGCCCAAAAACGGUUGGGAGAACAGAACCGGUGGUUGGGAUCGGCGGGAAGUGAACCCCUUCGAAGAUCAGAAGGAUGCAGCUGAAGAGGAAGCAGCAACUUCUAGCGAGGAGCAGGGAAACAUGGGAAUUAAUUUUGAUGCUUACGAGGACAUUCCCGUUGAGACGAGUGGUGAAAACGUGCCCCCACCUGUGAAUACUUUUGCGGAGAUUGACUUGGGCGAUGCUCUUAAUCAGAACAUUAGACGCUGCAAAUAUGUUAAACCAACGUCGGUCCAGCGGCAUGCCAUACCCAUAUCCCUUGGCGGGCGGGAUUUGAUGGCUUGUGCUCAGACUGGUUCCGGAAAGACUGCAGCAUUCUGUUUCCCUAUUAUCAGUGGCAUUAUGAGAGGUCAAGGGCAGGCCCCCCUACGGCCCCCUCGCGGUGCCCGUACAGUCUAUCCAUUUGCCCUUGUUCUCUCGCCGACUAGGGAGUUAUCCGUGCAAAUACUUGAAGAGGCUAGGAAGUUUUCAUACCAGAGUGGGCGCGUCGUUCUGAAGAAAAAGCGUUUGGGUGGGGUUGGAGAGUGA
This is a messenger RNA of Vigna umbellata (rice bean), 940 nucleotides long. Lineage: Eukaryota; Viridiplantae; Streptophyta; Magnoliopsida; Fabales; Fabaceae. The record is from RefSeq and is a predicted model, not a curated record.